AUGCUGGAAAAGACUCUCUCACCCAUGACCUGGCUCUGCAUUCUCAUUGUGGCCUUUGCCAGCUGCCCAGUGUGGCCACAGAAGCCCCCUAGUCACAGGAUGCCCAUACCACUCCAACCGGCUUCCUGCUGUGAGGAGGUGAAGGAACUUGAGGCCCAAAUUGCCAACCAAAGCGAUCUACUGAGUGAACUGAUGAAGGACAGAGACUGGCCCAGCUUUACCAUGCAGGUGACAGGACCAGAGGGCAGUAACAGGCACAUAUCAUUGUGGCUCACAAACGAGGACACCAAGUUCCCUGAAAUGAACAAUGAGAUCGACAUUACACAGGCAGCACAGACUUCGGCAGAUGCCAUCUAUGACUGCUCUUCCCUCUAUCAGAAGAACUACCGCAUCUCUGGACUGUAUAAGCUUCCUCCCAACGACUUCCUGGGCCGCCCUAAGGCAGAGGUGUUCUGUGACAUGGAGACUUCAGGCGGUGGCUGGACCGUCAUUCAGAGACGAAAGAAUGGCCUUGUCUCCUUCUACCAGGACUGGAAGCAGUACAAGAAAGGUUUUGGCAACAUCCAUGGGGACUUCUGGCUGGGGAAUGAACACAUCCACAGGCUCACCAGACGGCCAACUCAGCUACGUGUGGAAAUGGAGGACUGGGAGGGCAACGUGCGCUAUGCUGAGUACAGUCACUUUGCUCUGGGCAAUGAAGUGAGCAGCUACCGCCUCUUCCUGGGGAACUACAGUGGCAAUGUGGAGGAUGACGCCCUCUUCCAUCAUAAUGACACAGCCUUCACCACCAAGGACAAGGACAACGACAGCUGUUUGGAAAAUUGUGCCAAGUUACUUAAAGGUGGAUACUGGUACAAAUGCUGCGCAACCUCAAACCUCAACGGGGUGUACUACAACCCUGAAGAGCAAUACAAGCACCUGAAUGGCCUCACCUGGAUCGGCUGGCAUGGGACUACCUACUCCCUAAAACGGGUGGAGAUGAAAAUCCGCCCAGAAGACUUCAGGCCCUAAAAAGAGAGCUGCUGUGGAACAGGGAUGCAGAAAUAGAGAGAA
Messenger RNA from Choloepus didactylus (southern two-toed sloth), 1053 nucleotides. Its product is annotated as angiopoietin-related protein 7-like. The coding region runs from base 1 to 1011 and encodes 336 amino acids. Lineage: Eukaryota; Metazoa; Chordata; Mammalia; Pilosa; Megalonychidae. The transcript has 5 exons. The record is from RefSeq and is a predicted model, not a curated record.